UUCUUCUCAAAAGUCAUAUCUAGAUGUUUGUGUAUUAUGCUGUUCAAAGCUAUGUCAGCUGUAAUUGAUAGUUUGACAAGCAGGUGAAAGGUGAAACCUAUAAGGUUAAAAAAAUAAAUAAGCAACAAUAGUUGUCGGAGUACAAUUUAUCCAUAAAUUUGAAAUGGCUAAGCAAUCAUAUAGCAUCGUGGAAUAUUAUGCGGAACACGAGGGCUACGAGUGUGGCUACUGCAAAAGCCCCGACACAAACUUUAGCCAUGGCAUGUGGGCACAUUCAUUGACAGUGCAAGACUAUCAAAGUUUGAUAGAUCGAGGAUGGAGACGUAGUGGCUGUUAUUGUUACAAACCUAUUAUGAAUCAAAUCUGCUGUCCACAAUAUACUAUAAGAUGCGAAGCAUUAGACUUCAAAAUAUCAAAAUCUCAAAAAAAAAUCUUAAAACGUAUGAUGAAAUUUUUGAAAAACGAAUUGACAAAGGAUAAUGUGAGCGCUGUAAGUGAAGAUCAACAAGAUAAUAUAGAUAUAAAUAAUGAGGAAGUAUCCAAUUAUGCAAAAUAUUUGACGAAAGCGGAAAAAAAUGCGUCUCAAAUUAAUGUGUCAUCUGUUGAUGAUGAACUUAGUGGAAAACUGUCUGUCAAUUUAAUAAAAUCCAAAUCUCAAAUAAACUCUACUUCUGCAUCAAGGAACAGCCAAAAACAGAUGAUAAAUUCUGAUAGCAGAAGCAAUCUGCAUGUUAGAAGUGAAAUUACUAAUGUAGUGCUUUGUAAGAAAGCAAAGCUCUUACGCUUGGAACGCAAGCAAAAUAAGUUGUUGGCUCAAGGUAAAUCGCAAAGCGAAAUUGAAAGUAUUAUGAAAGAGAGAAAACAACAGAAUUAUAUUAAAUCUUUGGAGGAAUUAUUCGAUGAGGUGUAUACUGGUUUGAAAAAGUUGGAGCUGAAAUUAGUUCGAACUGCGCCGAUGAGUUCUGAAUACUUAAAAACCUCGAAAAAGUCUUAUGAAGUUUAUAAAAAGUAUCAGAUGAUGAUACAUGGAGAUCAAGCUGAAGAGAUCACAGAACAACAAUAUACGAGAUUUCUCGUGAAGUCUCCUUUGCAGAUGAAAUUGGUCAAAGUGAUGUCGGACGAGUUCCUUAAUACAUUUGAUGCGAGCGCAAAUCUUUAUAAAAAAUAUCAAAUGGCGAUUCACAAUGAUCCACCAGAGGAAUGCAAUCAAAAGUCAUUCUUUAACUUUCUUGUAAAAAGUCCCUUGCAGCAAUGGACACCCAAUAGUGGACCAUCUCAAGGAUAUGGUUCUUUUCAUGAGCAAUAUUGGUUAGAUAAUGAAUUAAUAGCAGUCGGAGUGAUAGACAUCCUGCCGUCGUGCAUCUCGAGCGUGUACUUUUUUUAUGAUCCGACAUAUAGUCAACUCUCUUUAGGAACUUUUAGUUCUCUGCGAGAAAUUUAUCUAACGAGACAGCUUAACAAAGUCGCGAGUGACUUGAAAUACUAUUAUAUGGGCUUUUACAUUCACACGUGUCCGAAAAUGCAAUAUAAGGCCAAAAUGCGACCAUCAAAACUUCUAUGCCCACAAACAUACGUGUGGUGCGACAUAGAUCCCUGUUUAAUUAAAUUGGACAACGAAAAAUAUAGUCGUUUGAAUGACGAUUCGAACGCAAUUGAUAAAGAUGGCGUAAUCGAUGUUGAAGAGGUACUUAUUUUAUACAAGCGUAUUGCGAUGCCAUAUAAGAAAUAUAAAGAACAACAAAAAACAUGUCAAACAACGCGGGAAGAGAAACGCAAAAUAGAGGAAUAUGCUAGCCUUGUCGGAAUGCCAUGUGCGCGAAGGAUGCUGCUUUAUCGUUAUUCCGAAGAAGAUUAAAGUAUUGACUGAUAUGUAUGUCAUGGACAAGAAAAUUGUUAAUUUCACUAAAACGCCUGAUACUUACGUACAUAAAAUAGAACAGUCGAUAUGCAUGAACGUACAUUAGAUUUGCACUACUUGGCAGCCUCUGGACUAAUUUGUCUAGCUUCUAUAUCAUUCUGAGCUCCCUCGAGCGGUCGGACCUCAUUCCAGCUCUGUAUAUCACCUUUACCUCCGAAC
Messenger RNA from Cataglyphis hispanica, 2077 nucleotides. RefSeq names its product arginyl-tRNA--protein transferase 1 (gene Ate1). The transcript is spliced from 13 exons. Gene Ontology annotation, biological process: protein arginylation. Bases 164 to 1855 code for a protein of 563 amino acids. NCBI's taxonomy places the organism in Eukaryota, Metazoa, Arthropoda, Insecta, Hymenoptera, Formicidae. Gene Ontology annotation, molecular function: arginyl-tRNA--protein transferase activity. Gene Ontology annotation, cellular component: cytoplasm. The record is from RefSeq and is a predicted model, not a curated record.